CUGCUGCGUGCAAUUAAAUGGGGCAUUUGACUGGGUGGGGAGGAGGGGGCAUGUGUAGAAGAGGCUAAUAUUGUAGGCGCUGGAUUUUGUUUUCCUUCUCUGAAUUUACAAGUUUUUCAGUCGGAACAGAUAAUUCAGGGAAGUGAACACAAUUGGUACUGAAAACCCUGGGGAAAUCAACAUCCCGUGGAAACCUUACUCUGUCUUGUUAGGGCCAAACGCUACCAACCAUGUCUAUAGUCUCUGUUGGACGUUCAAGUGUGGCUCUGGAUCCAAAUGACACCGAUCUUAACUUCAGGGAUAGAGAUUCCUCUCGGCAAAUGGGUGAUGUGUUUACGAUUCCUUCCUUGAAGUCUGAGUCAGGAACAGACACAAAACCAGUAACUCCAAGUGAUAAGGAAGGAGUGUUGGAUAGAAACCCUUUUAAAAUCCCUUCAGACAUUGAUAUCUUCUCAUUGAGAGACAAGCAGAAGGAAAAAGCAAGAUUAGAGCGAGAACGAAGGAAGACACUGAAGGUCCAUGAGAAGAUGACCUGCUCCACUACAAUUGGUGCAAAACAAUCUGGGUUCAAAAGACAAAUCCAGAUGGAAGAGGAAGCUGAAGACAAAGAGUUUGCAGCAGAAGCAGAACGUCUGAAAGCCCUCCGGGAAAGCAUCUCAUGGAAGAUAGCUGUCACUAAAGACCAGGCAGUAGAAAGAGAAACCAUAUAUGACUACAUCUAUCAGAAGCGGCAAAUGUUCCUGCUGCAGUAUUCUGUAACUGUAAAGAAAGAUGAAAUUCAAAGGCUUGACAAGUUGGCGAUGGAAGAGGAGGCCAAGUUGGAAAAGAGCGAGGAAAUCCUAGAAAGAGAUGCUGGCCUGUUUGAUGAGUUCCUGAAAGAGAAUGACAGAAACUCUGCACAGGCCCUGAAAAUCGCUGAGAAAGAAACCAAAGCCAAGUUGGAGAAGAUACUUGAAAUCCGGGAACUGACAGCCCAAAUGAUGAAUAUCCAGAGUGAAAUAGCCAGAUUUGAAGACACUUUGAAUGAAUACAUGGUAUUCAAGAACUUCCUCUUCCAGCUGUCCCCAAAAGAGUGGCAAGAGAACUAUGAAAGAAAGCGGCAGAAAGAAAAAAUUGUGAAAGUUACUUCCGCUCUUAAAGAUGAAAAACCUACCCACACAACAUCCAUUGUAAGCCAAGGCCGUGAUCACCAAAGCAGGAGCAGAUAUAGAUCCUCACGUUCCAGUUUUGAACAGUUAUCAGACACUUCAAGGAAUCCAAGCCUAAAUCCACCAAGGAAAGAGUCUGUCAAAAUAAGCCGAAUAUUCUCUCGGCAAAACUUAAAAUCCCAGCAUAGCAGAAAAACGAGUACCUCAAAUACAACAGAAGAAAAGGAAACUCCCAACCUGUUUGAUGAGGAGGAGGAUGAGGAGCACCCUGAGAUAUACUUUACUGAUCCACACCAGUUGCUAAAUCUUUUCACUGAGCUUGAGGAGCAGAAUCUGUCUCUAAUUCAGAAUUCACAGGAGACAGAGGAAACUCUAGAUGAACUUCGGCAUACUUUGAGUAAUACUCGCAAUAAAAUGGACAAGGAGAUUGAGCAGUUACAGCAACUUGCAGCCACACUUCAGGCCAACAUUAUUAAAGAGGAAGAGAUGGCAGCAGACCUAGAACUCAAAGCACGAGUCUUUUCCUUUGGGGAAUACAAAGCAGAGGUUCAGGACAAAAUGCUUGUGAGCUUGCAUAAGAAAGUGCUGGAAGUCUAUCGACGCUGCAUUGGAGAAAACGAGGCAAAUCUUGGAACCCUACAGAUGCUAACUGUUAUAGAGCAUCAACUGGACGACUUGCUAGAGUGUCUCGAGAGAGUCCCUCAAGCAAGAAUAGAACAAGCUGAGAAAGCCAAGGAAAAAGAACGAAGGAUAAGGCUGAGAGAAGAAAAGAUAAGACAGCAGAGAAUACUGCAGGAAGAGAGAAUUCAGCGAGCAUUGGAAAGGGCUCGAGCUGAAGUUAAGAGAAAGACUGGCCGAAGACUGGUGUUCCGCUCUGAGCCCCCAGCCUUCAAGGAGAAAGAAGAUGAGGAUUUGGCAAUGAUUGACAAGGAAAAGGAAGAACUGCUGUACUACUUUACUUAGCAACUUGACAAAAGGGCCUGAAGUGUUGCAGUGAGCAUGAAGACUGUUUACAAUUAGAAACUGCUCAGAGAAGUGGGUUGGGGUUUUUUUAGUCACCUGUAUUAAAUAAAUGUUUUUUAAAAGGUAA
Molecule: messenger RNA, 2238 nt
Organism: Sphaerodactylus townsendi
Lineage: Eukaryota; Metazoa; Chordata; Lepidosauria; Squamata; Sphaerodactylidae
Gene: CFAP100
Product: cilia and flagella associated protein 100
Exons: 16
Coding region: 231-2111 (626 amino acids)
Source: RefSeq, a predicted model, not a curated record